GAGCCGGCUCGGGGCGCUGCUGCAGGAGCGGGAGCCCAGCAUUGACCUGCUGGAGGCCUUCGUGGAGCACUGGAAGGGCAUCACGCACUACUACAUUGAAAGCACAGAUGAAAAUACCCCCGCCAAGAAAACGGAUAUUCCCUGGCGGCUGAGACAGAUGCUGGACAUCCUGGUCUACGAGGAGAGACAGCAGACAACAGCCGGCGAGGCGGGGCCCUGUCUGGAGUACCUGCUGCAGCACAAGAUCCUGGAGACCCUGUGCACGCUGGGCAAGGCCGAGUACCCCCCAGGCAUGCGACAGCAGGUGCUCCAGUUCUUCAGCAAGGUUCUGGCCCAGGUGCAGCACCCCCUCCUGCAUUACCUCAACGUCCACAGGCCUGUGCAGAACCUUCUCCGACUUGGUGGGACAGUUCCUGGAUCCCAAACGGAAAAGGAGGAGGUGCAGUUCACCACUGUUCUCUGCUCCAAGAUCCAACAGGAUCCAGCCCUGCUCACCUACAUCCUGGAAGUGAGCACCUCUGUGGGGAACAGGAGCGGGAGGGCCCUGAUCCCAGGGCAGGCCCCUAUGGCCCUUCUGAGGAAGCAGAGAAUGGAGCAGGGUAAAAAGAUUGUCAGUAGGAAGAAGUCAUCCAAAGAACCCACCACCCUGCCUAGAGAGGCAGCUAGUGUCCAAGACAAGGACCACCCCCACAGCAAGGCUCCUGACCUGAGUCCCUGUGGGGCCCAGCUGCCUGCUGAGACGGAGGAGCCAGAUGGAGGAGUUGGGGAAAGCAACCUCAUCACCUCGCUCAUCGGGUUGUGCAAGAGCAAGAAAGGUCGGGUGGCUCUGAAGGCCCAGGAGAACCUGCUACUCCUGGUAAGUGUGGCUUCACCAGCAGCCGCCACCUACCUGGUGCACAGCAGCCCUUGUUGCCCUGCCAUCGUCGAGCACCUUUGCCAGCUGUACCAGUCCAUGCCCACCUUCCUGGACCCUGCAGACAUUGCUGCAUUAGAGGGCAUCAGCUGGAGGUUGCCCAGUGCCCCGUCUGAUGAGGCUUCCUUCCCUGGCAAGGAGGCCUUGGCUGCCUUUUUGGGCUGGUUUGAUUACUGCGACCACCUCAUCACAGAGGCACACGUGGUGGUUGCAGACGCUUUGGCAAAGGCUGUGGCUGAGAAGCUGUUCAUGGAGAUUCUGCAGCCCCACCUCCUGCACGUUUCUGAGCAGAGCGUCCUGACCUCCACUGCCUUGCUCACGGCCAUGCUGCGCCAGCUCCGCUCCCCUGCACUGCUUCGAGAGGCCGUGGCUUUCCUCCUGGGUGCCAAUCCGCAGCCUGCAGCCCCCGAGGAUGGCCCCCGCACCCUGUGCGCUCACCUCAUCGGGCACUGCAACCACCUCUCUGAUGAGAUCAGCAUCACCACGCUGCGGCUGUUUGAGGAGCUGCUCCAGAAGCCACACGAGCAUGUCAUCCACAGCCUGGUCCUCUGCAACCUCGAGGGCCGCCAUUAUGUGGCCCGGGGCUCACCUGAGCCCGAGAGCUACGAGGACACCCUAGAUCUGGAGGAAGACCCCUACUUCACGGACGGCUUUCUCAACUCCAGCUUUCAGCCCUCUGCAAAGCCUCCCCCAGCCCCUGCCACCAACUCGGAUGGCAGAACAGCAGUGACUGAGAUCGUCAACAGUUUCCUCUGCCUCGUUCCCGAGGAAGCCAAGACCUCAGCCUUCCUAGAGGAGACCGGAUAUGACACAUACGUCCACGAUGCUUAUGGACUGUUCCAGGAGUGCAGCUCCCGAGUUGCCCCUUGGGGCUGGCCCCUGGGUCCCACGCCCCUGGACCUCCAUGAACCUGAACGGCCAUUCUUUGAGGGUCACUUCCUCCGAAUGCUGUUUGACCGAAUGUCCCGGAUUUUGGAACAGCCAUACAGCCUGAACCUGCAAGUGACCUCAGUCCUGUCCCGGCUCGCCCUCUUCCCCCACCCCCUUAUCCAUGAGUACCUCCUGGAUCCCUACAUCAACCUGGCCCCUGGCUGCAGGAGUCUGUUCUCUGUGCUUGUCAGGGUGAUUGGGGACUUGAUGCAGAGAAUUCAGAGGGUACCCCAGUUUCCAGGCAAACUGCUCCUGGUACGCAAGCAGCUGAUGGGUCAGAUCCCCGGGGAACAGCUGGACCACCAGACCCUCCUCCAGGGCGUGGUGGUUCUUGAGGAAUUCUGUAAGGAGCUGGCUGCCAUCGCUUUUGUCAAGUUCCCCCCACACGGUCCUCACCUGCACCUCCCCCCUCCCCACGAAGGACACGUCUGAGCCAAGAGCUGGACCGGACGAGGGACUCUUGUCCACACCUCUGCCCAACAGCUGCCUCCCACCUGGCACUGCCACCACCUCCCGCCUCCCAGGGUGGGAGCUUGGUUCCAUCUCCACAUCCCAGGCAUCUCUGCCUCUGAGGAGGCCUGGGCUUCCACUCCCAGGUUAACUCAAGAAGACCUUGGCCUGUUGGUCACACCAGACUGGGUUCAGGGAAUGGGUCUCCAAGGUACCAGAAGCCAAGGAGCAAAAGAGAUGGCCUCCCAGACAGCAUGGUGUCCUCAGGGCUUUCUCCGGGGAGCUGGGUAAUUGCCAGGUGAGCACCCAGACCCAAACCUUCAUGUGUUCUGUGCCUAUCACCUGUCUCUACGGACCAUUUGAGGCCAGGGCCAAGACCUAUGGCUCAAUUCCAGGGGCACAGGGGGAAUGAGUGAUGGCUCUCAGGCUGGUCAGGACUGUAGGCCAGAAGAUGGGGGCAUGGGAGCCCUGUCUCUGUCUUGCUAGGUACCACAGAUGCUGCUGAGACUUGACAUUUUUUCUCCUGCCUUCUUGGCUUCACCUGUGAUGAAGGGGCAGUGGAUGGCAGGGGAAGCCCAUUCUCUCUUCCCAGCCCUCUUGGAGACUGUUGCAAAAUUCCCAGCCACCUCAUGGCAAAUGCCCAAAGCAUGCUCCGCGCCCAGGCGGGGGCAGCUGCUAAUGAGAGCCUUGGCGCAACUGCAGUCAGGGCGGGAGAGGGAUUGGGAAGUGGGGGGCUGGGUGCCAGGCUCCGGCUCCAGCUGGUUUCUCUCUGGCGCCUCUGAACCCGUCUCGGCAGGUCCUUGACACCUGGGCAGAGGGGAUCAGAGACGGGGGAGGCCAGGCCUGGCCCUCGGCAUCUCACCCAGCCCACAGUGUUCUCGACCGAAUACUCUUCCAGGGGAGCAAGGGAGCCGAGGGGAGAGAUGAGGCCAGGAUGGCUACCUGACCCCAAGCCCCCAAAGCCUAGUGGGGAGGUGCUAGGCCCAGGCAGCCAGUUGUAGUGUUGUUCUCCCUGCAUGCCCUUCACAGCUGGGGCUGCCACCCCACCCGGCCUGAAUCUGUCUCAACCUGCAGGAACACAUAGGCGGCGCCAGGCAUUACCUCACAGCAGGACUGCAGUUGCUGGCUUCGCUCCUGGGCAAGGAGGAGCAGGCCAGAGCCCCUUUCGCUUCCUUUUUCUGCCUAUGCCGCUUCUAGAAGCUGGCCGCAGGUUGCCAGGAGAUGACAUGAAAGAGGAGGAACUCAGUGACCUCUCCCUCUCCUGCAUUCCUCCGAGCUGGGGAGGACUUAACCGCUGCUCUGAAGGACACCGUACAUGUGCAUGCAUGCGUGUGUGCGCAUGUGGGUGUUGGCGUGGGACGGGAGCAGAGCUCAUGGGGCAAACUGGGUCCGAACGCUUCAAGUCAGAAAAUGUUUGAGCAUCCAGGAGUCACAGAUAUUCCCCUCCUCCAUCCCCUUCAACAUUCGGGCUGAGUCCCCACAGACAACACAGCAAUAAAUGGUUUGGUUGCGUGGACACAGCUGCCCUGUUCUCCACCGUUCCUGACCUCCUGUGCAGGCCUCCACUGCCCAUUCAGGCCCAUCUUCCCCCCCAAGAAUGACAAAUCCCUUUUCCAGCACUAGGGCAGAGCGGGGUGGUGUGCUGGGGGGCGGGUGGUAAACAGAGACAGGCUCUGGCAGCGCAAAUCUGAUGUUCCUCAGUGCCUGCCAGGAACCAGGCCCUCUCUUGGCCAAGCCAUACUAUUUCUGCCCAGCUUACCUACAGCUAAGAGCCAGCUAGCCUCGGAGAUUCUGGGAAAGAAUGGGCCAUCGGAAGCAUCUGUAUGCAGGUCUCAUUUUGAGGUGUUUAUGUUGUGAGUUGUAUGAAUGCUUUAGUGGACUUCAUAUUUUAAAAACUUUGUCCUUAGAUGUAUGUGUGUGGGGAUGCACUCAGGAAGGCUGGCUGACAGAACUCUAGGAGAGAGCAAGUAGGAAACUCGGAGAGGGCUGCUCAGUGGUUCUCACCUCAGUGCAUGUUAGAAUCACUUGGUUGGCUUUUUACAGUACCAGUGAAAGCCGUGUCUCUGGGGGGUCGGCUCAACAUUGUUUUUAGAGCUCUCUGGGAGAUUCUAAUGGGCACUCGGUUGAAAACUACUAUAGAUUAAAUAAAGUGGGAGCAAAGAUUGCCCUUCGACAUGGAUGUGGACUGGUGGGGUCCUUCAGACCCUGAGAGAAGUGAACCAGAGUGAAAGGGUUUGGUUCCAUCACGUGGGACAAGUUUAUCCUCAGAGGGAUGAGAGGAUUCCUACCACAGCGUACAAGCCAGAAGGAUAAGAUGGCAGCCAAGAGAGGAUGCGAAGGGGGCUUGGAGGUGAUCCUCGGCCUGUCAGUAGAGUUACCUCAGAAGGGAAGACUCGUCAAGUGUUUCCUUGCUCAGAACCAGAAAUCUGUAUUACAUGCAAUGACUAGCACACGAUA
Molecule: messenger RNA, 4750 nt
Organism: Suricata suricatta (meerkat)
Lineage: Eukaryota; Metazoa; Chordata; Mammalia; Carnivora; Herpestidae
Gene: FHIP2B
Product: family with sequence similarity 160 member B2
Exons: 17
Coding region: 158-2275 (705 amino acids)
Source: RefSeq, a predicted model, not a curated record